GGGCGGAGAGAGAGAGAGAGAGAGAGUGGAGAGCAGGCGGGCGAAGCGGGCGCCGAGAAGCUUGGCGCGAAGCGACGAAGGAGAGGCAAUCGGCGAGAAGCAAAGAGGAGGAAGCCGCGGCGGGAGGAGAGGUGUGAAGCAGCCCCAGCAAAGAAAGGGCGGGAUAGAGGCCAGGUAGCGCCAAGGGCAGGCUCUGGAGGACGACGAGGAAGUGAGAGGAGCGAGGCUGCUGAGGAGGAGGAGGAGGAGGAGGCGAAGGAGCAAACUAUGGCAACAAGUGCCCCUGCCUGGCGCUGAAGGAGGAGCGCGGGGGGGAAGGGGGACGGGACGGGACCCGCUGGCUUGCCCGUUUGGGGGGUGUGUGCGUGUGCGGACUAUUUCCCCUUUCCGUCAAGAUGAUGAAGAGACAGUUCAACCGGAUGCGGCAACAGCUCGGUCACCCCAGCAUCAGUGGACGAGCACAAGAAACAGCCGAUUAUUUGACUGAAGACUUGCUACAGAUUGAACAAAGAAUUGAACCAGCCAAACGUGCAGCACACAAUGUGCAUAAGAGGCUGGUGGCUUGCCUCCAGGGACAAUAUGGGGCAGACAUGGACAAACGGGUGAAAAAGUUGCCCUUGAUGGCACUGUCCAUGACCAUGGCUGAAAGCUUCAAGGAACUAGACACUGAGUCCAGCCUUGGGAAAGCUCUAGAAAUGAGCUGCUUCAUCCAGAGUAUGCUAGCCAGGAUCCUUGCAGAGUUUGAAAUGGCCCUUGAACGAGACGUCCUACAACCCUUGAAUAAACUGAGUGAGGAGGAGCUACCCACCAUCCUGAAACACAAAAAGAAUCUACAGAAAGUAAUUACAGAUUGGAAUAGCAUCAAAAGCCGUCUGAACCAAGCUGCCAAGAGCUCUGCAAACAGCAUCAGUUCUAGUGCCGGUCCAGCAGCCUCCUCAGCUGCCCUCAAGCUGGAAAGUCUGAAGGAGGAGGAGGAAGAGAUGAAGAGGAGGUUUGAGCAGAGCAAAGAUGAGUACAUGGCUGACCUGUAUCACUUUUCAACUAAGGAGGACAGCUAUGCACAGUAUUUUAUUAAAUUGCUGGAAAUUCAAGCAGAAUUUCAUCGGAAAUCUCUGGGAUCGCUGGAUGCCACCUUGGCAGAGCUGAAGGAGACUAACAGCCAGCCAGACUCCCCAUUCUCAAUGGAAACAGCUGGAACAGGGGUGUUUGGAAUGCCUCUAGAGGCUCACCUGAAGGUUUCCGGGCGGGAAAUUGCACUCCCCAUAGAAGCUUGUGUCAAAAUGCUUCUGACAUCAGGAAUGCAGGAAGAGGGACUCUUCCGUUUGGCUGCUGGAGCAUCUAUACUGAAGAAGCUGAAAUACAGUCUUGACAGUGGCAUUCCAGAUGAACUCUGUGCAGACCCUCAUGCUGUGGCAGGUGCCCUGAAAUGUUACCUGAGAGAACUGCCCCAGCCCUUGAUGACCUUUGAACUCUACGAUGAUUGGCUCAAAGCUGCCAGUACCAAAGAACCAGAGACUCGCCUGGAUUGUCUUAGGGACACCUGCAGCCACCUUCCCAAGGACAACUACAACAACCUGAGGUACUUGAUUCGUUUUCUCGCCAAGCUGGCUGAACAGCAAGAAGUGAAUAAAAUGACACCUAGCAACAUUGCCAUUGUCCUGGGACCCAACCUGUUGUGGCCCCAACCAACAGAAGGGUGCCAGGAGCAGCUAGAUAUGGCUUCUGUAUCUUCCAUCCAAGUUGUUGGAGUUGUGGAACCCUUAAUACAAAAUGCUGAAAUCCUUUUCCCAGGAGAUAUAGAUUUCAAUGUCUCUGGCCUGUUCGCUCCCCCUUUGGACAUCAGACCUAGAGAAGUCUCCAUUACAGAAGAACCCACAUCUUCUCUUCCCUUUCCUGAGCCUGCUUCACCAUCAUCUAGGGAAAGGGCCAAGAGACAGGAAAGCAAACAGCUUACAACCCUUUCUCACACUGACAAGAAAAAUCCUGAGGCAGCCCAUGACAUUUUCUCAAAGGAGACCCAACCUUCCACGGAAACAGCAGUCUCCCCGCCGACUACGGUUCCUGCUGAUGAAGCUUCACGGAAAUCAAAACGGGUAGCUCCACCUCGACCCACAGGACCUCCUCUGCCCCUAGCCCAGCCUCGAUCUCCACCUCCCGUGCACCUUCAAACCCAGGCUCCUGCCCCAGAAUCUCCUUCCAUUCCUAAGGCCCUACCUCGAAAAACAGCAGGCGGACCCGUGCGCGCUCCCUCUGUGCCGCCACCACUUCCACCCCAGCCAGCCAGACGUCAAAGCCACAAUGCUCUGCCCUCCCCAAAGCUGCCUCCAGAAAUUCCAAGCAAUGAGGCAGCUCCAGCUGAAAAGCCUCCUGCAGAUAAUUGUGGGACACACACAUCCAAAGAGUCCACUGUUGUGGCAACAGAGCCUGAUGGACCAUUAUCAGUGGAAAGAAGUUGUUCUCUACCCACAUCUGAUGUGAAGGCUGAGUCUCUGGAGAAUGACUGAAGUGGGGAAGUUGCUCCAGUAACAUAGCUUCUGCCUGCCCGUCUUUAAGAAAGGUGUAAGAUCUGGUGCAAUGUCAAGUACACUGCCUAUUGGCUGUCAUCUCUCCUUGAGAGAAAUAUGUGCCCAUACUGGCUUCUGUUGCUAUCCCAGUGUGGAAGCAGGUCUUCAUGUCUGCAGCCUUUAAAAGAAUAGCUCUUCUUACAUGCGCUUCUGCUUCUUAACACCCUUUCCCCUCCUGAUAAAAGACUCCUUUUUAUGUUAUUCCACUGCAGAAAUUUCCAAGGGGAUAGAUAGCCAUAUUAAUCUAUUCCAU
Pogona vitticeps (central bearded dragon) is the source of this 2817-nucleotide messenger RNA. RefSeq names its product SH3 domain binding protein 1 (gene SH3BP1). Gene Ontology annotation, biological process: positive regulation of GTPase activity; signal transduction; regulation of actin cytoskeleton organization. Gene Ontology annotation, cellular component: intracellular anatomical structure; cytoplasm; cytosol. The record is from RefSeq and is a predicted model, not a curated record. NCBI's taxonomy places the organism in Eukaryota, Metazoa, Chordata, Lepidosauria, Squamata, Agamidae. Gene Ontology annotation, molecular function: protein binding; GTPase activator activity.